UUAUCAAUUAAUAAUUAAAUUAAUUAAAAAUGUUUAAUACUGGUAAGAGAGGGUCAGGUUCAGGUCCUUCAUUAAAACCCCGUCAUAAAAGUAAAGGAUUUUUACCAUUACCAGCAACUUUUAAUAUUAAUUCUAUACGUAGUUUCCAACGUAAGAAUUCUACAACUAUAAUUAUAACUAUACUAUUAAUUUGGUUUAUAUUUAAUCCUUUACAUUUAUUAAAUAAUAUAUUUAAAUCAAAUAAUUAUAAAGAUUAUCCAAAACCUCAUCCUUUAACAAGUAUUCAUAGUAUUGAAACUGAUUCAAAAUAUAUUUAUCCACCAAUUGAACAUGCUCCCUUACUUAAAGAAUUAACAGUUCAUAAACUUAUUAAAGAAUCUCGAGUUAGAGAUUCAAAUUUUCCAGAAAUUGAAAAAAAUGUUAUUACAUCACUUAAUUCAUUUGAUGAUCCAGAUCCAUUAAUUCAAAAACAAAAGGAAGAUGAAGAAAAUGCUAUAUCAAAUUUAUCAGUAGCUAAAAAUGCCUUUAAAAAUCAUGAUAAAGUAAUUUAUAAACCUCUGAAAAAUCAAAAUUAUCCAGAAAUAAUUGUUGUAUCAGCUGUAGAUUUUGAAAAAUAUACUCUUGAUGGUUUAACAAAAAUUGUUCAAAAUCGUGUUGAUUAUGCUCAUCAACAAGGUUAUGGAGUUUAUAUUAGAUGGUAUCAAGAAUUUUUACCAAUAUUAAAUUCACUUAGUUUCUUACAAUUAAAGGAAAAAAAGAAAUGGGUUCGUAUUUAUUGUAUGCGAGCUGCUAUGCAUGCAUUUCCAGAAUCUAAAUGGUUUUGGUAUCUUGAUGAAGAUGGACUUAUAAUGGAUAUGAAUAUUGAUUUAGAUGAUUAUAUAUUAGCCAGUGAUUCUUUACGCCCAGUAAUGCAAAGAGAACAACCAAUUAUACCACCAAAUGGGGCAAUAAAGACUUAUAAAAAUGCGAGACCAGAAAAUAUUCGAUUAAUAAUUACUCAAUCUGAUGCGAAAGUUGAAACUGAAUCAUAUAUUAUAAAGAAUGAUUCAGUUGGUAGAUCAAUUAUAGAAAUUUGGGGGAAUCCUUUAUAUUUAAAUUAUCCAAGUUUCCCAUUUGGUCCGGAUUCAGCUUUAACUCAUAUUUUACAAUGGCAUCCAUUUAUAUUAAGUAAAACAGCUAUUAUACCUGCUAGAAAUAUUGCUUCUAUUCAUAAUACUGGUAAUAUUGGAGAUGCAAGUACUGAUAAACUUCAUUAUUUCGAUGGAGAUUUUGCAGCUACUUGGUCUUCUUGUGAAUCUCCUGCUAGAUGUGAAAAGAUUUUGGAUACUUAUGAUACUAAGCUUAAGGCUAGUAUUAAGAAACAGUAGUUAAUUUACAUAUACAUUCCAGAUACCAUUAUUUAUACCAUCAUUAUAUAUAUAUAUAUCAUUAUACAACAUUAUACACAU
Molecule: messenger RNA, 1448 nt
Organism: Scheffersomyces amazonensis
Lineage: Eukaryota; Fungi; Ascomycota; Pichiomycetes; Serinales; Debaryomycetaceae
Gene: MNN11
Product: alpha-1,6-mannosyltransferase
Exons: 1
Coding region: 30-1367 (445 amino acids)
Biological process (GO): protein N-linked glycosylation
Cellular component (GO): mannan polymerase complex; Golgi membrane
Molecular function (GO): alpha-1,6-mannosyltransferase activity
Source: RefSeq, a predicted model, not a curated record